AUGUUUGUAUUUUUUAUCCAGUAUACGUCAUUUUUUGCUGCUGUGAGUUCAUCAGUUAUUGUUUUUGAUACAUACACUGCAACUCCAAUAACACUGGAAGAACUAAAACAACAUGAUAAAAGAAAUACAACGUUCUGGUGUACUAGCCAACUUUACCCGUGCAACCCUUACGAAGGGCGGCGUGUUGAUGGCUCCUGUAAUAAUCUACGCUACCCUACCAGAGGGAUGAGUCACACACCUCAAUACAGAUUGCUAUCUCCAGUAUUUGAUAAAGACUUUGAACCACGGCGAUCAAAAUCCGGAAAUAGUUUGCCACUUCCAAGAUUCUUAAGGAAGCACCUUCUUCUAGAAGGCUAUAUAUCUGAUCGGAAGUUUACUCAACUAACUUCCCAUAUCUUAUUGUUAAUGAGUGGCGAUGUGCUUUCUUUUCACGAUACAGUUAAUUAUGUAUUAUGGAAGCCAUAUUGUUGUAAGCCUAAAGGCAAAUCAGAUCGCGCUUGCACUCCAAACAAAAUACCAGACGACGAUCCAGUGCAUCGCUUUUCUAAUAUCAGAUGUAUGAACAUGACUAGGCCGGAGAGUUUUCAGUCCGUUGGCUGUGUCAGACAAGAUACAUACCCUGAACGUAUAAUAACGGCAACACCCACAUUCGACGCCUCAACAAUUUAUGGUAAUUCAAUAAGGAACUUGUUUGAGAAAGGAAGAAAAUUCGAAGGUGGCCUGUUGAAAUAUGAAGUGGAAGGUGGGAAAAUAUGGCCGCCAAGCGUAAAGACUGCCGCGAGCGUUUGUUUCCUGAAUCAAAAGCCACACGAAACUCGAUGUCAUGACGCACCGGAGGACGGAGCAAACAGUGUGGCCGGUGUGAAUCUCGCUGUAAUUUGGUUCUGGAGGCUACACAAUCGCGUUGUUACGGAACUGGCACGUAUUAACCCCUGCUGGGAUGACGAUCGAUUAUUCUAUAUAGGGAGAGAUAUCGUAAUUGCUAUACAAAUGCAGAUAGUUAUGUACGAAUUGCUGCCUGCACUACUAGGUAAGCAAAAUAUGGUGAGUGAUGGCGUGAUUUCUUCUAACUUGGGAUUCAGAGAUCUAUAUAACGAGAACCUUAUACCGCAAAUCUCCGUUGAGUAUCCGUCGGUGUUGCGCUGGUUCCACACAAUACAGUCGGGAAGUAUGAAAAUGUAUGACGCGCAAGGUUACUUCUUGAAACAGAUUCCAAUCGCAAAUCUGACUCUUAGAACUGGCUACUUUGCUGUGGAUAAUAAUAUCGAUUACAUGACACAGGGCAGUUUUAGACAGGCAUCCGCUAGAUUUGAUUACGCUGUUGAUCCUGAAUUAGGAGAGAGCGGUCUCGGACCUCACCAGCGAGCACUUGAUAUAUUAACGAACGAUUUGUCCAAAAAUCGUUACUUUGGAUUUCAACCUUACGUAAAAUACUUGGAAUUCUGUUUGGGACGGUCUUUUAUGAAAUUUGAAGAUUUAGAAUAUGUCAUGGACCCUGAAAGAAUAGAAAUGCUUGAAGAAAUAUACGAGAAUUUAGAAGACGUAGAUCUUCAAGCUGGUCUAUGGAUCGAGAAAUUCGUGAAGGGAGGUCAUGUGCCGGUAACUGUGUAUUGCAUUAUGGUUGAACAAAUGCUACGUACUGUAUCAUCUGACAGACAUUGGUACGAGCGACCGAAUAGACCGAAUGCGUUUACUUUGCAGCAACUUCUUGAAAUCAGAAAAAUCAGUAUAGCGAGAGUUUUGUGUGAUGUCGGGGAUAGUGUAACUCACAUACAACGACGUGCGUUCUUAAGAAUAGGACCAAGCAACCCUCUCUGCGGCUGCAAUGAGAUCGAGGGGAUAGAUUUCUGGGCCUGGGAAGAUAGCACUUGCAGCAAUGAUGGUUCACACAACGGCCCAGACUUUAAACAGAAAAAUCAAUAA
Molecule: messenger RNA, 1923 nt
Organism: Parnassius mnemosyne (clouded apollo)
Lineage: Eukaryota; Metazoa; Arthropoda; Insecta; Lepidoptera; Papilionidae
Source: the annotation of a GenBank genome assembly